AUGUCUGUUUCUGUUUCUCACAAGGAGACGACAACGACGACUCAUGAUGAUGGCGAGAGCAUGAUGAUUGGAAUUCGUGAUAUGGGAAACCAUUACAAUCCGAUUUUUUUAAAUAAUCAUUGGUGUGGAAAUCGUUUAACAAUACUAAGAAGAUGUGUACUUAAAAACUGCCAAAUGAAGUCUGCUCUCUGUUCAACUACUGCAUAUAAAUAUCUACUUAAAAUGAGAAAUGUGUAA
Clunio marinus is the source of this 237-nucleotide messenger RNA. NCBI's taxonomy places the organism in Eukaryota, Metazoa, Arthropoda, Insecta, Diptera, Chironomidae. The record is from the annotation of a GenBank genome assembly.